This is a messenger RNA of Diabrotica balteata, 967 nucleotides long. The record is from the annotation of a GenBank genome assembly. Lineage: Eukaryota; Metazoa; Arthropoda; Insecta; Coleoptera; Chrysomelidae.
UUAUGCCAUAAAUCGAUCUUCCUACUUUCUCUUUCUCCGCGGUAUAUGGCGACUUUGCUAUAAGGUGUUAUGAACUGCAAGCAUGUAGAAAUGCAAUUAUUAUAAGUGAAAACAAAAUCUGGUGCAGUGGAAAACCGAUCAUUGGUAGUUUUUACAUCAUUAGUUCCAUAACUUCUAGGUGAAAAUGGCAGGAACUUUAAGCAACCAAUCACUAAUCAAUGUGAACCAGUUUAAUAACUUGGAAUACCACUAUAAGAUGUCCACCAAUAGCAUCACUGAUUUUUAUAAAGGCUCAAAUGUACUUAUCACUGGAGGAACUGGCUUUGUUGGGAAAGCUCUUUUGGAAAAAUUGCUAAGAUCCUGUCCUGACAUACAGCGUAUCUAUCUAUUGAUGAGAUCAAAAAAGGGGAGGAAUGUUAAUGAAAGAUUAGAGGAACUUUUAAAAAAUCCAGUCUUUGGGCGCUUAAGAGAUGAAAAUGACGACAUAUUUAUGAAGAUUAGGCCCAUUUCAGGAGAUAUUUCACUAGUUAAUUUAGGAAUGUGCAACGAAGAUUUAUUAGAAUUAGUAGAAAAUGUUGACAUCGUUUUCCAUUCGGCAGCUACAGUAAAAUUUAAUGAAGAUCUCAAGCAGGCUUUAAUUUACAAUACGUUAGGAACCAAAAGGAUAUUAGACUUUUGUUGUGUGUUAAAACAGCUAAAGAGUUUUGUAUAUGUAUCAACAGCCUUCAGCAACCCGGAUAAAGAGAAUAUAAGUGAGUCAGUAUACGAAGCGCCUUAUGACCCAGAAGAUAUUUUCACUCUAAUAGAAGACCUUUCCAAGGAUUCCUUCGACAUGUUAUCUCAAAAGCUGCUAGGAAAUCAUCCAAAUACAUAUACGUUUACAAAAGCAAUGGCUGAGCAAAUGGUUCUAAUGUUCUCAAAUCGAAUACCUUCGGCAAUAGUAAGACCCUCAAUUAGUAAGUACUAA